Messenger RNA from Thermothielavioides terrestris NRRL 8126, 3153 nucleotides. RefSeq lists its product as uncharacterized. The record is from RefSeq and is a predicted model, not a curated record. Bases 342 to 3047 code for a protein of 901 amino acids. Lineage: Eukaryota; Fungi; Ascomycota; Sordariomycetes; Sordariales; Chaetomiaceae. The transcript is spliced from 2 exons.
UGGCCCAUCAGCCAGGAGCAGGACACACCACCCCAGUCUGGAUGUCCCUGAUCAUCGGGUCGAUUCUGAUUUUCCCCGCUGCAGGCUUGCUUGUGACCAGUGCAUAACCACAUUAUAUAUAUUGUUUGCACUUCGGUCGGGAACUCGCGACACGCGGAGCCGUCGCACCGACGCUCCAGAACCCGGGACUCGGGACUGCUAUGAGACACCAACUUCCCGCUUGAACCCAAAAUUUCCGUACCACGCACGCCCGUCGCCGGCUGCGGCCGAGAAAUUGUGCGCGUUGAGUGCAUUCUCCUCUUCAGCGACUGCUCUCGGCGAACCGCAUCUCCACCGUCACAAUGGGGCUGCUCAGUUUCGGCCUCUUCCGGCCUGGCAGCGCAAAAGGGCCAAAGCUGCCCCUGUACAAGGAGGUGCCUUCUUCCUCCCGACGGCGCACCGCCCGCCCGCCGCGCUCCCCCACCAAGGAGCGCUACUCAGACUCCGAAGACACGUCAGACGAGUCCGGCGACGGCGACACCACCGACUCUUCGACCUCGUCUUCGCCCAGCUCGCGUAGCUCGAGGCGGACAUCGUCCUCCGUCUCGUCCGCCGCCGCACUCAUGCCUCUGAAGAAACGGCCCGCAACUGCCGCGCGGCGACCGCCAGUCAGGAGAUACCUCUACCGACUGCCAAACAGAGUCAUCCGGUACCUCUGUAUCGCGAUGAUGUCGACAAUCGUCAUAUUCAUCUUCAUCCUCGUUCGCGCAAGCCAGCUCGAGAACAGGAGGAUAGCGGAGGGCAAGGUCGACAAGAAGCCUGUCAUCCCGCCGCCCUGGGAGGAGUUCGAGUUCCUCACCAGGUACUACGGAGGCGUCAGAAGCGUCGUUCCCCUGGCCGACAACACGCCGCAGUAUCCUCGGCUUGAGGAAGAGGGGCCGUACAACGUUACUCAGCCGCAGCCGCAGCAGCAGCAGCAGGAGGAGGAGGAAGAAAAGGAGGGGUCGGAGAGGAGGGAAGCUGAGCCGCCAGCUGUCGACCAAGCGUCAGUCGAAGUGAAGCCCGUGCCACCGAGCAAGGCGUUUACCGACUACCCAACAGCCGGCCUCCCGAAAACCGCCGAUGGCGUCUACGAGUGCUUCUUAGACAGCCAGAACACGAUUAGGGUGCCGCCUAUCCGCUACAUUGAAGGGAGGCCCAACGGCUUCCCGGACAACAUCCUUGGCUCGUACGAGCUGCUCUCUCUCCCUGAAGACGUCUGCUUUGAGCGCUACGGAAGAUACGGCCCGUAUGGCUAUGGUUAUUCUAUCCGGACAGGCGGCCUAGGUAUCGGUGAGCACGGCGAGCGGGAAGGUGCCGAAGCGGUCUGGGAAACCGUCAAACAGGUUGAUUGGCGCGGCAUCGACUGGGCAGCUGCUCAGCGCCAAUGCUACAAGGCCAAUGCCAACCGGUACAAGCCAUUGGAAGUCCGCGGCGCUCGCCCGCGCGGCUUCUACAUCGGUGAUGGCCUCGAGGUACCCAGACUUGCCACGCGUGACUCGGCGGAGAAGGUUCAGUCUGCCGGCGAGAAGACCCAGGCGAGCAUUGGCAGAACUGCGGUUGUGCUCCGCUGCUGGGAUGAGUUCGUGUGGAGGGAAGAGGAUAUUGCCAACCUCAGGGCCCUAAUCUCGGAGCUGUCCCUCGCCUCGGGCGGUCGCUACGACGUCCACCUCCUAGUCCAGGUGCGGAAUGACGGCAGGAACCCCGUCUGGGCUGACGACGACACAUACCGCAGCCGUAUCAACGAAACCGUCCCCGAGGAGUUCCGCGGGAUCGUCACUCUGUGGUCCGAGACCCAGAUGCUCGCUGUCUACCAGGGGGUCGUCGAUCUCUGGACACGCGGCCCGGACCUACCCGUGCACGGCUCCUACCGCGGCCUCCAGAUGGCGAUGCAGUACUUUGCCUACAACCACCCGGAGUACGACUACUUCUGGCAGUGGGAGAUGGACAUCCGCUACACGGGCCACUACCACGACCUGCUAUCCAAGCUCGAGCUCUGGGCCAAGGACCAACCCCGCAAGGGCCUCUGGGAGCGCAACGCGCGCUACUACGUGCCCCACGUCCAUGGCACGUGGGAGGACUUCAGGCAGAUGUCCCGCGUGCAGACCGAGCACGGCACCGUCGGCGCCGACAACGUGUGGAGUUCGGUGCCCGGCAGCAAGAUUGUCGGGAGCGGGGCCGACCGGCCCUCCUCGUCCGCAUCGCAGAUGUCCCGCGGCGAGCAGAGCAUCUGGGGUCCGGAACGGCCGCUCGACGAGAACGACUGGUUCGAGUACGAAUCCGACCCCGUGCCGCCGACCACCUACGAGCGCGACAAGUACACGUGGGGCGUGGGCGAGGAGGCCGACCUGCUGACGCUGUCGCCCAUCUUCGACCCGGAGGGCACCACGUGGGGGCUGGCCGACGACAUCACGGGGUACAACGAGACGGGCGGGAUCGGCAAGCCGCCGCGGCGGGCGCAGAUCAUCACGGCGUCGCGCAUGUCGCGGCGGCUGCUGCUGACCAUGCACCGCGAGACGGCCUUCAAGAAGCACCACGCGUUCCCCGAGAUGUGGCCGGCGACGGUGGCGCUGCACCACGGGCUCAAGGCCGUCUUCGCGCCACACCCGGUCUUCGUCGACCGCGCCUGGCCGCCGGCCUACCUGGCGCGCGUGCUCAACGGCGGCCGCAACGGCGCCUCGGGCGGCGCCCGCACCGCCGUCUACGGCGACCGCGAGCACAACACCCGCGGCCUCACCUGGUUCUACAACGCCGGCUUCCCGGGAAACCUGUACCGCCGCUGGCUCGGCCUGCGCGUCAACAACGACGGCGGCGAGGAGUUCGAGACCACCGUCGACCAGGCCGGCGACGACCGCACCGUCGGCACCAUGCGCGGCGGCGAGGGCCGCAUGUGCCUGCCCCCCAUGCUGCUGCACCCCGUCAAGGAGGUCGACCUGCCCGUCGAGCGGGAGGAGCAGGAGGAGGAGCAGCAGCAGCAGCAGGCGGACGAGAAGAAGGGGGAGACGCUCGUGCUGGAUCCUGGUGCUUGAUUUAUGGAGUGUGUGUGGGAGGGAGGGAAGAGAACCUCGGUGGCAGAGGUGUAUGGUGAUGAAUCUGUUUCUCGUCGUUUAUCUGGCUUCUCAAGGGCUCGGCGUU